AAGAACAUGAAAAUGGUCGCCAAAAUUAUUGUAGCUAUUAUGGCAUUCUGUGCAGUGUCCAGUGCAGACACCACUCAGUUCGGAUAUGCUCCUGACGAACCAAUAGGAUCAAUCCAAGACCUCACUGAACACGCUGAAGAUCAAAUUCAGCAGUUAGGAAGCAACUUCAAGCGUCUGGUAACGAAGACUGAAAACGAUGGCAGUCAACUGCUUCAGGCUUUGCAGAUCCAGAGCAACGACCCGGAAGGUCUUCUGGCUCUGGUAACAGAAGCCAAACUUGCUAUCGCCGCCAUAAAACCUCCGGACAUCGACGUAUCUGCCUGCGAGGAUGGUAACGACCAGAAGUACCAAGCCAUGAUCCAGGAGGCGGCAACAGGCAUCCCGAUCUGUCUUCAGAAUGCAUCUCUUGUUCUGCAGCCGUACCAUCUGAAUCUGAAGCAGAUGCUUCAGGAAGCCAAGAGUCGCUCUCAGAUCGCUCUUGGUAACGUGACGGCCUGUGACAACGAGUACAAAGCAGUGAAAGCUUUGUCAUCUUGUCUGAAUGUCGUUGGCUACGAGGUGCUCGUUGGCAGAGAUAUAUUGAUGGCUGGUAUCCUGGGUGAGAUGGCUGACUUCAAAGCCAACAUUCCCAAACUCACUGCGGACUUCACAGUAUGCACAAACAAUGUCCAGGAUAAAGCCAUCAACGAGUCCGUUAAUAUUAUCCAGGCAUCCAGAGAGUGCAUACGUGCUAAGGUCGACAGCACAGACUAAAAUUCUUCUGUUCAAGGUGCUGAAAAGACUACGAUUCAGCAAUAUAUGCAUGUUCUUAAUUAGUUUCACCUCUUAAACAACACGGAAGAAAAUUAUACAUGUACGUGAAUUCCAUUAAAAUAAUACACGAACAUUACAGCGUU
Messenger RNA from Zootermopsis nevadensis, 896 nucleotides. RefSeq lists its product as uncharacterized. The record is from RefSeq and is a predicted model, not a curated record. Lineage: Eukaryota; Metazoa; Arthropoda; Insecta; Blattodea; Termopsidae.